Molecule: messenger RNA, 2145 nt
Organism: Daldinia caldariorum
Lineage: Eukaryota; Fungi; Ascomycota; Sordariomycetes; Xylariales; Hypoxylaceae
Product: MATE efflux family protein
Exons: 2
Coding region: 448-1977 (509 amino acids)
Biological process (GO): xenobiotic detoxification by transmembrane export across the plasma membrane
Cellular component (GO): membrane
Molecular function (GO): antiporter activity; xenobiotic transmembrane transporter activity
Source: RefSeq, a predicted model, not a curated record
CUAUUCACUUUUUCUGCCUGUGUGCUUAUCUACAUAAUGCCGCAGGGAUGGGAUACCCAGUACUUCGAGCCUUGCCUUCGACCAGAUAAGUUAGGUACCUGAUAAAAGCUUCGAACUGAUACGGGCAGCUACUAGACAAGUUGAAAAACGUAAACGGGUAGUAAGGUAGUAUACAGUCCCGCAAAUCACAGUGUCUCCUAGCCCUUAAACCACUAUUGCUCCUACUUAUAGUGGCUGAGACUUGCCCAAUUAGUUGUUUACCUACCUAGGUAGGUAAGGUAGAUAUCGAAGUGGAACUCUCUGUAAGUAGGUAGCAAAGGUCAAGAGUAUGUAUGCACAAUACGUAAGGCUCUCCCACGUUUAUCUUGCCUUAGGUAUAAGUCUAUAAUCGCCCUGGCUUAAACCUUUCUAAACUCACCUCUACACUCACCUCACAUAUGCCUCAAAAUGUCUGACGAAUUCACGUCCUCGACGUCAACUCCGACGUCUUCUUCAAGUAUAUUCAACGAUGAAUCGACCGCCCUGCUGCCAAAAGCGCCCCUAACAGAUGUCCGACCCGAUAUUCCGCAAUACCGGCAAUCGCUGGCCGAGAUCUGGCUCUUGACCAAAGCAGCUAUCCCGGUGAUACUGGCUUACACGCUCCAAAACAGCCUCCAGACUGUCUCGGUCUUGAUCGUCGGCCGCCUCUCCCCGGAAGCGCUGGCAACGGCGGCGUUUUGCUAUAUGUUCGCCAUGUCCACAGGCUGGCUGAUCGCCAUGGGCGGCACAACGGCGCUAGACACCCUCGCAUCCACGAGCUUCACCGGGUCGCGGGACAAGCACGACCUCGGCAUUCUCCUCCAGCGCGGGAUCAUCGUACUGUCCUCGUUUUACGCUGUCGUAGCCGCAAUAUGGGCAUUUUCCGGACCUCUGUUCCGCGCUCUGGGACAGGAGGAAUUCAUCUGCGAAGAGGGCAGCAAGUUCCUGCACAUCCUCAUCCCGGGAGGCCUGGGAUACGUCUGGUUCGAGUCCAUGAAGAAGUACUUGCAGGCCCAGGCCAUAUAUCGCCCGGGCACGUACGUCCUCCUGAUAACUUCGCCGCUCAACGCCCUGCUCAAUUACCUCUUCAUCUACCCGUUUGGCUUGGGCCUCUACGGCGCGCCCCUUGCGACGGGGAUAUCGUAUUGGAUCUCUUUCCUGCUUCUCGUUGCAUACGCGGCUUUCGUCCGCGGCCACGAGUGCUGGGGGGGCUUUGCUCCCCGCCGCGCAGCCUCGAACCUCUGGCCGUUUGUGCGCCUGGCUUUCCUGGGAGUAAUCCACGUGGGGACCGAGUGGUGGGCGUUUGAGAUCGUUGCGCUGGCCGCCGGCAGGCUCGGGACCAUCACCCUUGCGGCGCAGUCCGUGAUCAUGACCGCCGACCAGAUCAUCAACACGAUUCCGUUCGGCCUGGGCGUCGCGGCCUCGGCGCGGAUCGGAAACCUGCUCGGAGCGCGGAAGCCCCGCGAAGCGUCGCGCGCCGCGCACUGCGCCGCGGUCCUAUCUACGAUCCUCGGCGCUCUUAUCCUCACCGUCCUGAUGAGCACCCGGAACGUGUUCGCCAGGAUAUUCAACGACGACGAGCGCGUGGUGCGCCUCGUCGCGGACGUGAUGCCGUUCGUUGCGCUCUUCCAGAUCGCCGACGGGCUGAACGGGAGCUGCGGCGGCGUGCUGCGGGGUAUGGGACGGCAGUGGGUUGGCGCGUUGGUCAAUCUGAUCAGCUACUACGGCGGUGCGCUGCCGGCGGGAAUUUACCUUGCUUUCCACGGAUGGGGACUCCAGGGCCUGUGGAUUGGACAAUGUAUUGCUUUGUACUUAGUGGGAGUUUUAGAAUGGGUGAUCGUCGGGUUAAGUAAAUGGGAUAAAGAGGUUGAUAGGGCGUUAGAUAGACUUGAUGCUGGUGAGGUUCGGGACGACUGCGCAGCUGGAAUAGGAGAGGUGGCUGAUCGGAGUGAAGUGUAAGACAGGUAAGUAAGAAAUAAGGAUACAGUGUGAAAUAUUAGAAGCUUCAUAUGAGCGUAACUAUAAUAUCCUACCUAGUUAAAAACAUUUGUUUCAUAAAGCUUAAAUAGUAAUAACGGUGCUCAAAAGUAUUUACCUUAGGUACCUCACACAAGUGACAAAUGCCAC